UCAGAGCUGCAUCCUUUGGUGCAACAUGAUCCUUCUGCUUGGUCUGCUUUGUGCUAUCUGUGUGGACCCUGCUUGGAGUCACAAGGAAGAUGGAAGUUUCAGUUUUGAGGGAAACAUUCAGCAGGACGCAGUGGCCAACAACUCUGUUUACAUCGCUACAGAGGAGAAGCUGUACCAGCUGAGCCAUGACCUGACUCUGCUGCACAGCCUGACCCAGAGAGGGAUCUUGAAGGACCACAAUGGGAUGGGUGAUGCGGAGUUUCACCGAAUCUCAGGAACAGAUUUGUUAAAUGCAAGGUUUAAUGUCAAUAUUUUAAUUCCAUUUGCUAGGAAUGAUACAGUAGUCAGCUGCGGUGUGACCAACAAUUACUGUGGCUAUUGUGAGAUUCUGGACCUGAAGAACAUUUCUAAGCUGGUUUACAAUGAAUCCAUCCAGGUGGGACCUCAGAGGAGCAGCAGUGGGUCUGUCAGCUUUCUGGUGGAUGUGAAGGAGGAUUCAGGUCAGACUGAGACUUACAUUCUGACAGCGAUAAAGAACCCUAGAGACAAGACAGCGUGUAGCCCUGAUUUAAAGACAAUCAACCUUCAAAACACCAAUCAUAAACAGAAUGGAGAUAUAUUUAACUGGUCUGGUCGAUCAGGUGGUAAACCUGGGAUCCAAACUGAAGCUGAUGUAGAGUUUGUGGACGGAUUCCAGAUCAACUCAACAGUGUAUCUGUUCUCCAACGUGGCAUCAGGAGGUAAAACCAACAAAGUCCGUCUGAUCUGGCUUCAGGCUGAAACCAGUAAAACUCAGACUCUGAAGUCUCUUCGUGGAGCGACUCUCAGUUCCUCUGGAGGUGAAGGCAGCAGACUGCUGGCCUCCUCGGUCAUCCCAGGUGGACAGCAGGUCCUGUGGAGUGGAGUGUUCAGUGUGGACGGAGGAGAAAGUAACACUGAGCUGCUGCUGUUUGACAUCAGUCCUGAUCUCAGCAGGGAGAUGAAUAAAGAUCCAGACUUUUUUUACACAUCAAAAAUUAAAAAUUCCUGGUCAGGACCAAAGAAUCUAAAACCAAAGGUUGUUCUUCUGAAUCACAAUGACAUGACCUCUGUGUUGGCGAUGAAGAAGAAGGCCUGGAUGGUGUUCUUCAUUGGAACAGCAGACGGAUUGCUUAUGAAGGUGUGUAGAAAAAUACUGAAUACUGCCGACCAGGAGGCAAAAGCAGUCAGCCCUCCAACAAGAAACACUCUGGGCGACCCUGAGGCAUUCCCAGACUCCCGACGUCCUGGACUCUGGGGAUUCCUCCAGCUCAAUAUGACCAGAAAACCAGCAAACGGAGGAGCCCAGGAGGCAACCUGGUCAAAAACCGAACCCACACCGACCGACGCAGCGGCUCAUCCCGUGUCUGAGGCCGAGUCCAGCCACGCUACGCAGGAAGUCAAGUUUAACUCGAGGAACACAAUUGCUCUUGAAACUCCUCCGCUUGAGGCCAAAACAGACCUCGACCCGGAGCGGGCGGCUCACAACGGCGUCGGCAACAAACAACCUCGCACAAUAAGCGAGAAGGAGAUGAUAAACAUUCUCGGACAUGUUUUGGUGAAUAACUCGUCGCAGGCAGAAACUGGGUUAGUCUCUGGAGGUCGUCGACCCAAAGGCUGGAUGACCUACAUGAAACGACAGGCCCCGAUCAAACCGGUGACGAUCCAAGACUCCCCGAACCACACAGAACCGCACUGCGACUCCCACAAAGAAGCAUGCCGCAUUUACACGCAGAGCGCAUAA
This is a messenger RNA of Gambusia affinis (western mosquitofish), 1762 nucleotides long. RefSeq lists its product as uncharacterized. Bases 26 to 1762 code for a protein of 578 amino acids. Lineage: Eukaryota; Metazoa; Chordata; Actinopteri; Cyprinodontiformes; Poeciliidae. Gene Ontology annotation, molecular function: protein binding. The record is from RefSeq and is a predicted model, not a curated record. The transcript is spliced from 7 exons.